Orbilia oligospora ATCC 24927 is the source of this 1380-nucleotide messenger RNA. RefSeq lists its product as uncharacterized. Lineage: Eukaryota; Fungi; Ascomycota; Orbiliomycetes; Orbiliales; Orbiliaceae. The coding region runs from base 1 to 1380 and encodes 459 amino acids. The record is from RefSeq and is a predicted model, not a curated record. Gene Ontology annotation, molecular function: manganese ion binding; metalloaminopeptidase activity. The transcript has 3 exons.
AUGACGAUUCAUCCAACCUCCGUCUCGGAGUACCUCUCCACCCACAAGUACCCCGCCAAAGCCCACGCACGUGCUGUCGCCAAACACCUCUCACUCACCAGUGGCACCAUCUACCUUGAAUCUCAAAAGUCUCGCCUGGAGGAAGACAAAGACCAAGAAGCGCCGUUUCACCAGCGCCGAUACUUCUUCUAUUUGUCAGGAUGUGCCCUCCCAGACUGCUAUCUGACUUAUGAUGUUGCUAAGGACUUCUUGACGCUCUAUAUCCCGCCUAUUAACCCCGAAGAGGUUAUGUGGAGUGGACUACCGUUGGAUGCUGAGGGUGCAAAAAAUAAGUUCGACAUCGACUCGGCGAAGUACUCUAAUGAACUAGAGGCGGACUUGAAGGGCGAGGUUUUGGUCAUUCCAGGCCAGGUCUCGGAAAGUGUUACACUUCUAAAAGAUGGGGGUGUGACGGUGAAGCUCUCGAAGGACUUGAAGGAAGCUAUCAACGAGUGUAGAGUUUAUAAGGAUGACUAUGAAGUCGCACUUAUCAAGCAUGCGAACGAAAUCAGUGGUAGCGCACAUGUGGCUUUGAUGAAGGCAGCGAAAACUUGCAAGUUUGAGCAUGAACUUGAAGGAAUAUUUUUGGAGAAUUGCAUUCGACGUGGAGCUAGACGACAGGCCUACGACAGCAUCAUUGCUUCCGGCACCAAUGCUGCAACCUUGCAUUACAUCCACAACAACCAGGCGUUCAGCGAUCGGUUGAAUAUCCUUAUCGACGGCGGUUGCGAGUACGAUCUCUACGCAUCUGAUAUCACCCGUGUCUUCCCACUAAACGGCAAAUUCACCAAAGAAUCCAGAGAAAUCUACUCGCUUGUCCUCAAAAUGCAACUGGAUGCUCUCGCCAUGAUCAAACCUGGAGUUCUCUGGGAUACAAUCCACGAGACAGUCCACAAAAUCCUCAUCCAAGGUUUCCUCGAUCUCGGUAUCUUCCAGAAUGGGACUGUAGACGAGAUCCUAGAGAACCGUACCAGUUGUGCUUUCCUUCCACAUGGCCUAGGUCACCAUAUGGGAAUGGAUACACACGACACUGGCGGUCACCCGAACUACUCCGACCCAGAUCCGAUGUAUAAGUACCUAAGAGUUCGCAUACCGUUGAAGGAGCGGGCCGUUAUCACCGUGGAACCUGGAGUGUACUUUUGCGAAUUCAUUAUUAAGCCUUAUUUGGAAAACCCAAAGCACAACAAGUACAUAAACACGAAGGUUUUGGAUAGAUAUUGGACCGUAGGAGGUGUCAGGAUUGAAGACGAUGUGCUGGUUACGAAGGACGGGUACGAGAAUUUGACUAACGUCGUGAAGGAGAUCGAUGAUGUUGAAAGAAUAGUGAACCGUACCGCUUGA